Molecule: messenger RNA, 1884 nt
Organism: Solenopsis invicta (red fire ant)
Lineage: Eukaryota; Metazoa; Arthropoda; Insecta; Hymenoptera; Formicidae
Product: larval cuticle protein A2B
Exons: 2
Coding region: 1311-1742 (143 amino acids)
Cellular component (GO): extracellular matrix
Source: RefSeq, a predicted model, not a curated record
AAGUUUACUGGGAUGCUGCAGAGGAAGGACAAGGUGAAGAAGCGUCAGCGAUAUCACGUUGCAUAAGAGCGGCUUGCGGACUCGUUUCACGGUCAUGAUCGGCGCUCGUCUUCCUUAACUAUACGAAUGACUCACAUUUUCAUAUAUGAAGGAAGAAGAGACGAGACGAGACGAAGAUGAUUCAUGUGCCAGUGAAUCUGUUGUCUCCUCGGUUCAUCGCAUUCUCUUAUGACGCAAAGGUGAAAUUGUCAACGGAAAUUCCGGAAAUCUUAAGAUAAAAAAGAUCCUUAAGUGCUUUUUCGAAUUUUUAUUUUCGAUUCAAUUAGAAAGAGAAAAACAAGAAGGAUAAUAAACUUAAAAAAAUAAAACUAAUAAAUUAAUUAAAAGGAAAAACGAAUUUCUAUAAGGGCACGCGCGUUUUCGCAAGGUUUUUUUCCGAAGGCGAGAAAUGCUGUUAGGCGACUCUUCCAAAAAUGAAUCAUCACCUCGUGCGUUUUGAUAUUCUCGGUCCGUCACCUCCCGACAUGUGGCGGAAGCGUUACACUUAUAGCCCCGGCACCAAAACCGCCGGAAUUACGCAAGGGUGAAAGCACCGGCGGGCACCGGUGUUGCAUAGAAGAAUUAUUGGUCGCGUCGUUCAUCUCGUUUCCUCACGCCUCGCGCGCGUAAUCUUCGCGAUCUCGAAAAGUAACGCCCGGCGUUAAAUCAUACACGUCGUUUUUUAUCUUUAAACCCGCUUUCGAAAAUCUCCCGCUGAAAUUGCGGCGCGAUCACGUACCGUACACCCCGUCGAAAUCUGCACAAUGUCUCGAAACUGGUUCUCUCAACGCGACAUACGUUUCGCGUGCGCGUAAAUAAUUUUUUACGAGUAAAAAGAAAAUUGGUAAGCUCGAGCGAUUUCGUGCGCGAAAUAAGAAAAAAAGGAACUGACGUUAUUUACUUGCUGUAGCGCGAUAGAAUUAACAUUCCAUGGAUGCGCCCGGGCGGCGCGGGACAUUUCGUGAACGGGGAGCGCGAUUUAAGAAGCUAUGCCGUGAGAAAUUUAAUAAACCGUCCAAUUCGGCGCUCUCGCCGAACUUUCUUCCUCGUCCGGCGCGCACAUAUGUCGGCGAGAAUCAUAAAUCGAGAGCGAAACUUCUCUGUCAUCGCAUCACGUACUACGACUACUUCGAAGGCCUGCUUGCGAUGCAACGGGGGAUGCGGCUGAGGCGGCCGUUGACCACCCCGAUGCUGCUAUAAAUACGUUUGUCACCGCUUGUCGGAAAGUCAGUCUUGUUUGCGACACCGAUCCACAGAACCAAAAUAAGAAGAUGGCCAUGAAGUUAACAAUCUUGACUGCAGCGGUGCUCGCAGUGUCCAGAGGCGCGGCCAUUCCAUUGCCAGCUGCACCAGUCAUCCCAGCAGUUCCAACCGGUCCAGCUGUAUCAGGCAUUCCGGGUACCCUGGUCGCACCGGGUCUUCCAGUCGCCGCGGUUGACGCCACAAAUUAUGAUCCUUACCCUCAGUACACUUACGCCUACGACGUCCAGGAUACGCUGACUGGUGAUGCGAAGAGCCAACACGAGAGCAGGGAGGGUGACGUCGUCAGCGGCAGCUACAGCCUCAUCGAGGCCGACGGUACCAGACGAAUCGUCGAGUACACGGCUGACCCCGUGAACGGGUUCAACGCCGUGGUCCGCCGGGAGCCCCUGACAGUGGUGAAACCCGUCGUCGAGGUUGCGGCACCGCCACUCGUUUAUUAGUCCUGAGGAAUGUGAUAACGAUUGUCAUGACGAUGUCUCGAAGAACUAGUCAGCUAUAUAUAAUGUAUCAAUGUUGCUGCAUAAAUCGUUUUUAUUUUGUUAUUAAGUAACGAUUUUUUAUUAAAGACUUUUUUAUAAACUG